AUGACUCUUCUUUCAUCAUCAGAGAGAGUAUCUGAUACUUCAAUCAGACCUUCAACACAGCUGAUUGAGGGGAACUCUGUCAACCUGACCUGUGAUGGUGUUGGCUCCAUCUUUACCAGAGAGUGGAUGAAGGACGGCUCAUCAUUGACUCAGACUGACAACAUGAUACUUUACGAUACAAACAGAGUGUUGUCUUUUCUCUCUCUGAAGAAAACAGACAGUGGAGAAUAUGUGUGUAAAAUCAGCAACCCCUUCAGCAAUGAUGAAGCUAAAUACAACAUGAUUGUUAACUAUGGACCAGAAAAUGUUCAAAUCACAGGACCAAGUGAGAUAAACGUGAAACAGACCUUAACAUUAACCUGCUCUGCUGCGUCUACACCAUCUGCCAGUUACACCUGGUUACUGAACGGGAUAAAUAUAUUAUACAACUCUGCUGUGUUCACUAAAAACACGACUGAACUGUCUGACAGUGGCAACUACACCUGUCAAGCACUGAAUGAAAUAACUGGGAGAACAUCAUCUGCAGUUCAUCGAUUGUCUGUAACAGAGAAGACAACAUCUACAUGUUCUGCUGGAUGCAUUGCUGGAAUAGUAAUCACAUGUUUUGUUAUCUGUGGAGCUGCUGCUGGAGGAUACUUCAUUUAUAAAAAACAGUAAGUGGUGAAUAGCUUUGAGAUAUAAAGAGGCAGCAUUUGUCUUCUUU
This is a messenger RNA of Scomber japonicus (chub mackerel), 703 nucleotides long. Its product is annotated as carcinoembryonic antigen-related cell adhesion molecule 1-like. NCBI's taxonomy places the organism in Eukaryota, Metazoa, Chordata, Actinopteri, Scombriformes, Scombridae. The transcript has 3 exons. The coding region runs from base 1 to 657 and encodes 218 amino acids. The record is from RefSeq and is a predicted model, not a curated record.